UAUGGUGCCAAACGUACAUUAAAACCCAAACAUGGACCAGAAAAACCCCGUCACAGAAAUCUCCUAGCCCAACAUACGGAAAAUGACGGAGGAACCAGGCACGACACCCGGCUCCGACGGCACGACAGUAGAGGAAUGCAAAAAUAUGAUUCGCCGGAGUUUCCGGACUCCAAUGGUGAAAUUUUUGAGGGAGCAUAUGGAGAAAGCAGGGUGUGGAGUUGGUGAAAAUUUCUUGAAAGCUGUUAAUUGUGAUAAGAAGAUUGCUGGUGGUUAUGUUCGUGGCGAAGGGAUAAUGGUGUGUAGUAAUCACAUGAACACUCAAGAUGAUGUAAACCAAGUUGUUAUACAUGAGCUGAUUCAUGCGUAUGAUGACUGUCGGGCUGCGAACUUGGAUUGGGCUGACUGUGCUCAUCAUGCCUGUAGUGAGAUUCGUGCUGGCCAUUUAAGUGGUGAUUGCCAUUACAAACGAGAAUUGCUGCGGGGUUAUAUGAAAUUAAGAGGCCAUGAGCAGGUCGCUGCUCAUGGCUCUCCUGCAGCAUAACCUCAAAUCUGCAGUUUAUUACUGGGGGUGAGCUGAUGGCAUGAGAGGUCUAAUUCAGUUACAGUAGAUUUGCAUUUCUUCUACUAUCUGAACAUGGUUUUUCCGAUGUAGUUGUGGCUACCAGGCAGUCCCAACUCAGAAGAAUUUAUGCAUGCACUAAGACUUCUCAAUUCUCAUCGGUGCAGUUCGUCAUGGUCUUCAGUAAUUGAACCAUAAAAAUCAAUCGAAGCUCUCAUUCAGCUGCUGAGCAAUUCACCCUAGCCUUCUCUUCUGUUUUGUAAAGUGUUAGCGUGCAAGGUCAUGGUGAGAAGUUAAAGUUAUGGCACCAAUUUCAAUCGUUAACAGGCCGAUUGAGCCAGUGACUGAUUCCCGAUCAUGGAGCACGUGAUGGCCAGUCAAACCACUUUUUCCUAUUUGAAAACCUUGAUCCUUUAGAAGCUUAGAAAGAACGAAAGGAAUUCACAGCAUAUGAUGCUCAUAAUCCCAUAAUGUUCUUUAAACUUACACUUUACUGAAGAUUCAUUUGUGAGGCACUGUUUCCGAUACUAUUGGGUACUCCUCUAGCCUUCAUCCUCUUGAUGUCCAGACAAAAGGGCAGGAAGCAUGCAUAUUGCGGAGAGCAAACGGAUGAGAAUUGGGAGGAGCAAGGUGAAAAAAAUAAUUUGAAGAUGGAUGUGCUGCUAGAGAUUCUAUCUUGCAUCUUCUUACUACUACACUAUCCAACAUUCGCUGCUAGAGCCAGACCACUUACCUCAGGUUAAGGAACAAAAUACUUUUCAUUUCGUUUUGUUUUUUGCAGGUUUGGUGAUCACUUGCCAUAUGUUUGUCUAGCUUGCAACCCUCUCUUUAGCUUUGCAGGUAAAAUGGAGUCAGACUACCACCAAAUGGGUGGAAGAGGCUCCUCGGUGGUGGUCUGAGGUUUAUUCUUUACCAUACAAGCGACAUAACAUGCACAAUAACUUGGAGCCUUGGUGUUAUGAUUCACUCUUUCUUCAUGUCGUAAAUUUUUGUUGCUAUUUUGUAAUGAAAAAGUGUGGGGGUGGAUGGUUCCCGGGAGUUGAGUGAUGAAUGAAAACUCCAAAAAAUAAUUGCAAUUAGUGCCAGUUACAGUUUUG
This is a messenger RNA of Populus trichocarpa (black cottonwood), 1656 nucleotides long. RefSeq names its product mitochondrial inner membrane protease ATP23. Bases 83 to 541 code for a protein of 152 amino acids. Gene Ontology annotation, molecular function: metalloendopeptidase activity. Lineage: Eukaryota; Viridiplantae; Streptophyta; Magnoliopsida; Malpighiales; Salicaceae. Gene Ontology annotation, biological process: mitochondrial protein processing; mitochondrial proton-transporting ATP synthase complex assembly. The record is from RefSeq and is a predicted model, not a curated record. The transcript is spliced from 5 exons. Gene Ontology annotation, cellular component: extrinsic component of mitochondrial inner membrane.